AUGGAUCAGCUGCGUCAAGAAGCUCGAGCGGUGUUGCAGCGAGACCCGUGGAAGCGACCGGAUUUCUUGCGGGCGGCGUUCACUGCGACAGCGAAGAAUGGAUUGGCCGAUCUGUGGCAGGACGUGUCAUCUCACGAUAGCGACUCUCAUCUUGAUGUCUGCGAAAGUCUCUACACAGCUUUCUGCUUCGUGGAUGGCUGGGACACACUUCAGCCAAAUGGUGACGGGCCGAAGUCACUGAAUAGGGCCGACACGGAGGCUGUUCAGCAAAUCUUCCACUGGGCUAAAAUCGAGACCGCACAGCAGGAAAGCCGACUGAGAUCGGUUCUGGCGAUCCAGCUCAUUCUGCAAUUGUCUGCAAAAGCUCCUGCUUGUCUCGCAGAUCGGUCGGUUGUGAGCUCCCCGGAAGUCGUGUUGGCCGCAGCCUGUUUUACCGACCAAAGCGAUGCGUGGACGACCGAGGACGCCUAUGAAGAAGCAAGCAUGUACCUCAACGUGGCUCUGCAGGACAACCGGUGGCGAAUCAUUGAGAAACUUCUCAAAGAGAAUCUGAGGCCAUUGUUCACCAAGGCUAAAAAUCCAGCCAUUACUAGUGAGGGUCGGAAGAAUUUCCAUCCUACGCCUGUCAGCCGAUUCGACGGGAGCGUCCUCGACGAUGAGUUGAAACCUUGGAAAUUCAAAGACAUUUAUGCUACAAGAGUCUUAGCCUGGGUCAUCUCGCAGUAUCAACCCACAGACAAAUCGCAAUUGGAAGCUCAUUUCCCACUUCUUGUGCCAGCGUUAUUGGCCUUGAUCGAUGAUAACAGUCUAUUCUUCAAGCGAAUCGGCUGUGAGCUAUUCAGCAAAAUUCUUCAACCCAUCCAGAUGAGUGGCUCCGACAUUCUGGUGCGGACAAAUUUAACGUCGGUCUUUGAAGACGCCAUCGCCCCCUGUCUACUCUCGUUGCCUACUAUCACGCCGGAGGACAGCUCUAUCAAGCUACUUGGGGCUGCAUACCCGGCUUUACUCUCGCUUUUCCAGACAGCAUACAAGUUUCCAUCGCCCAAGGCCUCGAAAGACCAGAGGGAGAAGGCAAGAGAGACAUAUAUUGCCAAGAUCACCAAGGUGCUUCGAUCGAACCUCAUCUCAUCCUUCCAUCAUAUCAGCUCAUCCACACCCACGAGCCUAUCAACCUCUGCCUCAUUUCCUCAUCCCCGUCUCUCAACGUUUUUCUUGGACUGGAUCACCUCUUUCAUGAAGGAGCUUGGGAUUCACACAACCAAAUGUCUCCAAGAAAUCGUCCCAGUGGUCUAUGCCACUCUAUGCAACCCUUUCGGCACAGCUCAUCUCCCACUCUUGCUCGCCGCAACAACUGCCACUAAACACUUGAUUUUGAACGCCCAUCCUCGUAUCUGGAGAUGGCGCGGUGAGCUCCUAGGUGCCCUAUGUGCGUGCUGGCUGCAAAUUCUCAGUGAGAAAGGAGACAGGCAGAAAGAGAGUGGAAAGGAAGAAACUUCUCAGUCGCGGGACUUGGAGAAGAUCAGUAAAGAAUUGCAAGUGACGGUCUGCGUCUUGAAACAUGCACUUCAGAAUCCUGUUCCUUUUAUCGCCGGCGAACCAGAUGCAGAUCAAAUGCACGUGAAGGAAGCGUUGGAGCAUGAAUUGCAGAUAUUGGUUGAAGCAGAUAGCGAGCUGAAAGGCCUGCUUGACGCCGAUGUGAAGUCCUGA
This is a messenger RNA of Penicillium oxalicum, 1707 nucleotides long. RefSeq names its product Tti2 family protein. The transcript is spliced from 4 exons. NCBI's taxonomy places the organism in Eukaryota, Fungi, Ascomycota, Eurotiomycetes, Eurotiales, Aspergillaceae. Bases 1 to 1707 code for a protein of 568 amino acids. The record is from RefSeq and is a predicted model, not a curated record. Gene Ontology annotation, cellular component: nucleoplasm; cytosol; centrosome.